AUGGAAACAGACAGACUGACAGAGAGACUGGCAGACAAAGAGACUGACAGACAGAAACAGACAGACAGAGAUAGGCAAACAGACAGACAGACAAAGACAUACAGAAGGACAGAAAGACAGAGAUAGUCAGAUGGACAGACAGAGACAGACAGACAGGGAGACAGACAGUGACAGACAGACAGAUAUAGAGGGCAGACAGAUCAACAGAGCCAGACUGACAUAGACCUACAGAAAGUCAGUCAGACAGGAAGACAGACGGAAGCAGAAAGACAGACAUAG
Messenger RNA from Varanus komodoensis (Komodo dragon), 279 nucleotides. Its product is annotated as repetin-like. NCBI's taxonomy places the organism in Eukaryota, Metazoa, Chordata, Lepidosauria, Squamata, Varanidae. The transcript has 3 exons. The record is from RefSeq and is a predicted model, not a curated record.